CGGGGAGGCGGCGGAGCAGCGAGGGGGCGGCGGGGCGGAGCCGGCUGUACGAGCACGUGCGGGAAGGGAACAGCGCGCGGCCCCGCCUGGACAUGGCGGCGCUGAGCGCCCGGCCCGAGCAGGCGGAGCGGGAGCUGGAGACCCGCAAGGGGCCGCUGGGGCCCCGGGACCUGCGCGAGAUCCUCUCCACGUGGAAGAGACUGGUGAAUGUGCAAGAAGAGAUUGGAAAACUUGAAACUGAGAAAGAGGAAGUCUCCGUUCAAGUGAAAUACCUCGUGGAGACCCAGGACAAGAGCACAUUGCAGUCGCUUCCCGAUUACCAAGCGCUACGGAACCGAGGUCGGGAAAUACGUAACCAGCUGAAUUCCCUGUACCAGCAGGAGAUGGAACUGGAUGAAAAGUACUAUCUGAAGGCUCUGAAACUGCCGAACUGGACCCACCCUGAUGUGCCCGUUGGAGAUGAGAGCCAAGCGAGGGUGGUGGAGGUCGUGGGAGAGAAACCAGCUUUUGAUUUCAAAGUGAAGGGGCACCUGGAAAUUGGGGAAGACCUGGCUAUUGUCAGACAAAGGCGUCUCUCUCACAUCUCAGGCCACCGCUCCUAUUAUCUCCGUGGGGCUGGAGCCAUGCUCCAGCAUGCCCUGGUGCAGUUCACCGUCAGCAAGUUGGUGAAACAGGGCUUCAUUCCGAUGGCCGUUCCAGACCUGCUGCGAGGAGCCGUGUUUGAAGGCUGUGGCAUGCAGCCCAACGCCGUCCCGUCCCCGGUGUACAACAUCGACCCGACGCGCUUCGAGGACCUGUGCCUGGCUGGCACCUCCGAGGUCGGCAUCACAGGCUACUUCAUGGAUCAUGCUGUGAAUUUGGAGGACAUGCCUGUCAGAACCGUGUGUUCCAGCACAUGCUACAGAACCGAGACAGACACUGGCAAGGAGCCCUGGGGGUUGUACAGAGUCCAUCAGUUCACCAAGGUGGAGAUGUUCGGGGUGACGGCGGCGGAGAGCGGGGAGGAGAGCGCCGCCCUGCUAGAGGAGUUCCUCGCCCUGCAGAAGGAGAUCUUCUCCGAGCUGGGGCUGCACUACAAGGUCCUGGAUAUGCCCACCCAGGAGCUCGGGCUGCCCGCCUACCGGAAAUACGACAUCGAAGCCUGGAUGCCUGGCAGGGGCAAGUAUGGCGAGAUCUCCAGCGCAUCCAACUGCACUGACUACCAGAGCCGGCGUCUGAACAUCAUGUACUGCGACCAGACGGGGCAGCUCCGCUACGCACAUACGGUCAACGGAACGGCCUGCGCUGUCCCGCGGGUGCUGAUCGCUCUGUUGGAGUCCAACCAGCUCAAGGACGGCAGCGUCCGAGUCCCCGCGAUCCUGCAGCCGUUCCUGGGUGCGGAAAUCAUCGUCAAACCCAGCUACGCCCCCUUGAAAUACAUCGGGCCCAACCAGCCCAAACGCUGCUGAGCAGCCCACCGGGAGCAGCCGUAACGGGGACCAGCUGUCGGGGAUCCCACCCCCCCCCCCGACCCCGCCAGCCCAGCCGGACGCAGACGAGACACGCGCACACCCCGGCAGCAUUCAGAGGGGCCUUUCCUGGCUUGUUUUCCGGCUCUGAGCCACACCCAGGUUAUUCUCAGUGGCUUGUGACCCGUCCCUUCUCCUGCCCCCUCGAGUUGGUCUGUGGCACCUGGAUGGGGCCGAUGUGGAUGGGGUCUGAGGUGCUUCAGAAACCCCAAGAUCCUUCCGGCACUGGAUUGAGCUGCCUGGAGCCAGACCUGCCUGGAGCCAGCACUGGCAAGAGGCAGGAAGCUGUGUUCUCCCCAGGACUCCUGGGUUCCUCCAUCAGUAACCCCUGGCGAGGAGGAGGAGAGAUCUGGCUUAGAGGCCUUUGCAGGGGCAUGCUGCCGCCAUGGCUAGAUUCAUUCACGCCCUGAACAAUUCCCUCUCCGUGUCCUGCUCCGCAACUUCCCUGCCGGUACCAGCCACGACCGGCGGAGCUGAUUGCUGACGAGAUCGAGAGCUUUUCUCCCUGCGGGCUGCCUGUUCUCAUCUGACUCGGGCCGGCGCUGGCUGCAGCGUGUUCCCGUCGGCCAGCCCUUUGGAGACCCUGACGUGAAAUGAGUUUUGCCAGGUCUAAGCCCAGUUCCCUGGUGGAGCCGCUUCGCACAGAGUAGGAUCGGCACCAAUUCUCACCGGCAGCCUCAGUGGAGAGGCAGAACAGGCCAUGGAGACUGUACUUCCCCCUCAGCCGUAGCCAGGGUCCCCCGGGGCUCUGGCAACCAAGCAGGGGGGCAGUGUGGGGGGUGGGGAGGUUCGCCCUUGCAGCUGCCCAUGCUAUGGGGAAGGAAAGGGAGAUCCAGGCUCCCUGAUCGGUCGCUGGACUGACUGCAGGUGGGCAGGAUCCCAGCCAAGGGGCUGAGAGGGGGAGAGAGAUACCUGAGUGGGGCAGCUGCCAAAGUGAGGCAUGGGGUUCCUGGAGCUGCCAAUCAAGGCAACGAGAUUGUGCCACCCAUUAAAUCUGCAAUUGGAAAAGGUU
Caretta caretta (loggerhead turtle) is the source of this 2520-nucleotide messenger RNA. It is a transcript of the gene SARS2, whose product is annotated as seryl-tRNA synthetase 2, mitochondrial. The record is from RefSeq and is a predicted model, not a curated record. Lineage: Eukaryota; Metazoa; Chordata; Testudines; Cheloniidae. Gene Ontology annotation, molecular function: ATP binding; serine-tRNA ligase activity. Gene Ontology annotation, biological process: seryl-tRNA aminoacylation.